This is a messenger RNA of Eutrema salsugineum, 336 nucleotides long. RefSeq lists its product as uncharacterized. The coding region runs from base 1 to 336 and encodes 111 amino acids. The record is from RefSeq and is a predicted model, not a curated record. The transcript is spliced from 2 exons. NCBI's taxonomy places the organism in Eukaryota, Viridiplantae, Streptophyta, Magnoliopsida, Brassicales, Brassicaceae.
AUGCCUAUCAUAGAAGUUUUCCUUAUGGUUCCUCAACUUGGAAAGUUCUUAAAGGAUGCUAUUUUGAACAAGUCAAGAGAACUACAAGGGAUGGUAGUCUUGAGCCAUGAGUGUAGAACAAUAAUUCAGACAUGGACUAUCUCUAGGAAGCUAUCUGAUCUAGAGAGCUUUACAUUGCGCUGCACUAUUGUCUACAAGCCAACAAAGAUAUCUUUGGUACUUGCUGAUAGAUCAGUUAAGCUCCCCAUUGGACUCCUUGAAGAUAUACCAGUUAAGAUAGGAGACUUUGAAGUCUUAACUGACUUCAUUGUCUUGGAGAUGGAUGAAGAGCUGUAG